Messenger RNA from Pelobates cultripes (western spadefoot toad), 24080 nucleotides. The record is from the annotation of a GenBank genome assembly. NCBI's taxonomy places the organism in Eukaryota, Metazoa, Chordata, Amphibia, Anura, Pelobatidae.
CUAAACAGUCACCUCUCCCAACCCAGGCUCCUCCCAAAACACAAUGACUCAAACUAGAAUUACAGGUAGAUGUACACCCAGAGCAGGAAACACAAUGGAAGGAAUCUCUGUGCCGACCAUGGAGGAGACACUUGGGGUGGAUAUUGAUAUUGAGACCCUCAUAGAUGAGUUUGAAUAUAUCCCUGGCCACUUUCACUUGGAAAUGAACCUCAACUUUGAAUCCUGCACCCCAGUUCAGUUUAGAAGAAGAGACAUUAAACUGAAGAGAGAUGCAUUGCAAUUUCAGCUGGAGUCCAACUCCAGUUUCCUGCAGCUUGCAGUCCGGAACCUGCUUGGGGUCUUCUCGUUCUACUUGGACGAGGUGGACAGCGCAAAGGAAAUAUUUGUCAGCGUCACCCAGGAGGAACCCAACAAUUUAAAUGCCUGGGCUAACUUGGCAUAUGUGUACGACAGGCUAAAUAUGGAGGAUCAAGCUUCGGAAUGCACCGAUAAAGUGUCCCAUCUCAUGGGCCUGGAGGAAGAGGAUGGGAACAGUAAGGGCCACCGGCUGAGGGCAGCUCGCUGCUUGGCAGAGCAAGGCUACGCUCAUGCCUUCGAUGUUGGGUUGCUGAACGAUGAUGACAACAUGGAGAAACUGAUUGCUGGCAUCAGUUUGUUUGAAAAGGCCCUGGCCUAUGGCAAACAAGAGGUGAGUCCAGAAAAAUUAUAAAAAUAAAUAUAUACAAGAAUCUGUAAGUGUGACAUGCUGAUACAACCACAAUUAUACGACUAAAUGGAGCCACAUGUUUGAUGUACAGCUAUGUAACCAUACACGCUGCAGGCACAUCAGUUAGAAAUUUGAUGAAAUGAAACCAUGUAUAGAAAUAGAAUGUGACGGCAGAUAAGAACCAUUCGACCCAUCUAGUCUGCCCAAUUUUCGAAAUACUUUCAUUAGUCCCUGGCCUUAUCUUAUAACUAGGAUAGCCUUAUGCCUAUCCCAAGAAUGCUUAAACUCCUUUACUUUGUUAACCUCUACCACUUCAGCUGGAAGGCUAUUCCAUGCAUCCACUACUCUCUCAGUAAAGUAAUACUCCCUGAUAAGACUAUAUAAUGCAGUAAAUCAAGGUAGUAGCACAAUGUAGUACUAGUACCAGCUCAGUGCUCAAUGCUCUGGCAUUCAAAGGGUUAAAAAAACACAUUGGCGCAAGCCAGGCCUGAGUUACAUGUCUGACAGUGGCUUGAACACGUAUCGUUAAUUAUGAAGACAGAAACAAAAGUAAAAGUGUCAAUAAUACAUAAUUAUGGAAAGGGUAGUAGAUACAAGGAAUAGCUUCCCAGCAGAAGCAAAUGUAGUUCUGAAAUUCCAGAAUACUAGGAUAUGUGCCUGGGAGCAGUAAUAGCAAGGUAAUGUUAUAUCAAUGGAUUUAAACCCAUAAGGAUUUGAGACAUGCUAAGCAUGUCACGUCAUAAAUGGAAAGGUGUACCCACUGUCAUUUAAAUGGUUAAUCGCUUCUUUCCUAUACCACUGAACUUCUUAGUCUUCUGUCAAAUUAAUUUUGUUAUUUAACAGUUCUUAUAAGGCACUCUUGCCCAAACAGCUUUACAGUUUAAGCAAUGGUACAGUGGUAAUUAUACAAACCGGGCACAUGUGGCACAGUUGAUAUGCGACAGGCGAUGUCUACAAUCAGAACCCAGGACAUACUUGAAAAUGAGAGAAAUCUCAAUGUAUCUUUCCUGGUAAAAUAUUUUAUAAAUAAAAUAGAACUUGCUGUAUUCAGGGACGUGUGACAUUGCAUUGAUUACAAUUGUAUAUACAGGGCUAUUCACAAAUGUGGAAAUUGUCAGGAAUUCAAAGUGAAUUGAAAAUGAACUGACAUUUUUAGGCUACAACAUUUUUAUUGGAAAAAAAACUCUUAAGUACAGCUAUUCUAUUUUGAGCUAAACUCACUUUGUAUUGACACUUUAAUGAUAAUCCCAGUUGGUGUUGGCACUUAGUCUGUUCUUACAAACAAAUCAGUCCCACUCCCUCAUCUAACGCUCCUGUAGCUAAUUAUCACUGCACCUCAUCACGUGUGAGCACUUGGCAUGCUGAAUAUAAUGUACACUGUGCCAAUGGGUGGAAAAAAAUAAUUGGUCUGUUUUAUUAGUGAGACCACCAGGCUGAGCCAUCUUAAUCCCAGAACCUUCAUUCACUUACUGCACAGGAAUAAGGAAAAAGUUAUCUGCACUAUAUACCUGCUAUAUUUUAUAUAAGGCCCACAGCCUAGGGACUGGGGUCAAAUCACUGCAAUAUAUAGUAUACCUUGUGCAUUUACUGUAAGAAUAUUUUAAAAACCUUAACCCCUUAAGGACCAAGCUUCUGGAAUAAAAGGGAAUCAUGACAUGUCACACGUCAUGUGUCCUUAAGGGGUUAAAGGGGCGCUUGGUGAUUAUGCUUUAUUUAGAAGUUUGCUACAGAAUAGCAUUGGUCUUGCCUUGAUAAAUCUCCUCCAUUGUUUGUAAAUAAUCAAUACAGUACUUGCACUGGUGCCAACUGUGUCUAUUGUGCAAAUAGGUAAACGUUCACUUUAUAGAUCGCUCAAACGUGGCGGACGAUGUUGCGAAAUCCCAUGGUCGGUGGAUUACAGUGGUCACAGAUGGAUAAUGCUAGACUUAGUACACCAAAUAGUUGGCUUAAAAUGCUAAAUGCCACCUUAUUUACAAUAGGAUAUAUACCACAUUUAUUAAAGCUAGUUUGCUUUAUGGACAGUUUACCUACAAGGCAGAAUAAUAUCACAAUGUUUAUUUUACUGGAACAGUAUGUGCGUAGCAUGCAUGUUUGUUGUACUGUACACUAGAUACAGCACAUGUCAUACCCAGAAACCCAACUGUGUGCUGGACAUCAGCUACACGUGUCACGCCUAGCAAUGCCACAAUAUACUAUAAACCAGCUAUACCACGUGUCACUCCCAGCAAUGCCACAAUAUACUAUAAACCAGCUAUACCAUGUGUCACGCCCAGCAAUGCCACAAUAUACUAUAAACCAGCUAUACCACGUGUCACGCCUAGCAAUGCCACAAUAUACUAUAAACCAGCUAUACCACGUGUCACGCCCAGCAAUGCCACAAUAUACUAUAAACCAGCUAUACCAUGUGUCACGCCCAGCAAUGCCACAAUAUACUAUAAACCAGCUAUACCACGUGUCACGCCCAGCAAUGCCACAAUAUACUAUAAACCAGCUAUACCACGUGUCACGCCCAGCAAUGCCACAAUAUACUAUAAACCAGCUAUACCACGUGUCACGCCCAGCAAUGCCACAAUAUACUAUAAACCAGCUAUACCACGUGUCACGCCCAGCAAUGCCACAAUAUACUAUAAACCAGCUAUACCACGUGUCACGCCCAGCAAUGCCACAAUAUGCUAUACCACAUGUCACGCCCAGCAAUGCCACAAUAUACUAUAAACCAGCUAUACCACAUGUCACGCCCAGCAAUGCCACAAUAUACUAUAAACCAGCUAUACCACAAUAUACUAUAAACCAGCUAUACCACGUGUCACGCCCAGCAAUGCCACAAUAUACUAUAAACCAGCUAUACCACAUGUCACGCCCAGCAAUGCCACAAUAUACUAUAAACCAGCUAUACCACAUGUCACGCCCAGCAAUGCCAUAAUAUGCUAUACCACAUGUCACGCCCAGCAAUGCCACAAUAUACUAUAAACCAGCUAUACCACGUGUCACGCCCAGCAAUGCCACAAUAUACUAUAAACCAGCUAUACCACAUGUCACGCCCAGCAAUGCCACAAUAUACUAUAAACCAGCUAUACCACAUGUCACGCCCAGCAAUGCCAUAAUAUGCUAUACCACAUGUCACGCCCAGCAAUGCCACAAUAUACUAUAAACCAGCUAUACCACGUGUCACGCCCAGCAAUGCCAUAAUAUACUAUAAACCAGCUAUACCACGUGUCACGCCCAGCAAUGCCAUAAUAUACUAUAAACCAGCUAUACCACGUGUCACGCCCAGCAAUGCCAUAAUAUACUAUAAACCAGCUAUACCACGUGUCACGCCCAGCAAUGCCAUAAUAUACUAUAAACCAGCUAUACCACGUGUCACGCCCAGCAAUGCCACAAUAUACUAUAAACCAGCUAUACCACGUGUCACGCCCCCAGCAAUGCAACAAUAUACUAUAAACCAGCUAUACCACGUCACGCCCAGCAAUGCCACAAUAUACUAUAAACCAGCUAUACCACGUGUCACGCCCAGCAAUGCCACAAUAUACUAUAAACCAGCUAUACCAUAAACCAGCUAUACCACGUCACGCCCAGCAAUGCCACAAUAUACUAUAAACCAGCUAUACCACGUGUCACGCCCAGCAAUGCCACAAUAUACUAUAAACCAGCUAUACCACGUGUCACGCCCAGCAAUGCCACAAUAUACUAUAAACCAGCUAUACCACGUGUCACGCCCAGCAAUGCCACAAUAUGCUAUACCACAUGUCACGCCCAGCAAUGCCACAAUAUACUAUAAACCAGCUAUACCACAUGUCACGCCCAGCAAUGCAAUAUACUAUAAACCAGCUAUACCACAAUAUACUAUAAAUAUACCACGUGUCACGCCCAGCAAUGCCACAAUAUACUAUAAACCAGCUAUGUACCACAUGCCAGCAAUGCACUAUAAACCAGCCACAAUGUCACGCCCAGCAAUACUAUAAUACUAUACCACAUGUCACGCCCAGCAAUGCCACAAUAUACUAUAAACCAGCUAUACCACGUGUCACGCCCAGCAAUGCCACAAUAUACUAUAAACCAGCUAUACCACAUGUCACGCCCAGCAAUGCCACAAUAUACUAUAAACCAGCUAUACCACAUGUCACGCCCAGCAAUGCCAUAAUAUGCUAUACCACAUGUCACGCCCAGCAAUGCCACAAUAUACUAUAAACCAGCUAUACCACGUGUCACGCCCAGCAAUGCCAUAAUAUACUAUAAACCAGCUAUACCACGUGUCACGCCCAGCAAUGCCAUAAUAUACUAUAAACCAGCUAUACCACGUGUCACGCCCAGCAAUGCCAUAAUAUACUAUAAACCAGCUAUACCACGUGUCACGCCCAGCAAUGCCAUAAUAUACUAUAAACCAGCUAUACCACGUGUCACGCCCAGCAAUGCCACAAUAUACUAUAAACCAGCUAUACCACGUGUCACGCCCCCAGCAAUGCAACAAUAUACUAUAAACCAGCUAUACCACGUCACGCCCAGCAAUGCCACAAUAUACUAUAAACCAGCUAUACCACGUGUCACGCCCAGCAAUGCCACAAUAUACUAUAAACCAGCUAUACCACGUCACGCCCAGCAAUGCCACAAUAUACUAUAAACCAGCUAUACCACGUGUCACGCCCAGCAAUGCCAUAAUAUACUAUAAACCAACUAUACCACAUGUCAUACCCACCAGUGAUGGUUUAUGCAAUGCGUUCUAUAAGGAUUUUAACGUUGUGUCCAUAAAGUCUUUAUGAGUUCUUCUGCGUUUGGGGGUGAAAUGGAUCAAUGUAAAUAAAACAUAAAAAAAAAAAAAGGUUGAGAAUUGUAUAACUCAUGUCAAACUGUAAGCCCAUAAGAGCACAUUUUCAAAGUCGCUGAGGGAGGAGGAAGAGUAAACGUUAUAAACAAGAUAAGAGUUUAUGGCAUAAUCAAGCCCAUGUAAUGAGGGUGUGUAGCUCACGCUCAGUUUAUGUAAAAACAUAUUGAAACAUUAACAAACUACAUUGUUUCUAAUGGACUAUUGCAAAACAUUUUUGUGUGAAGUACUAUUUAUUACAUUCUUACACAUUCAGGGUUAUUCCCAAAACAGGGUUAUUCCAAUGCAAAUGCAGCAAAAAACUAAAUUACAAAAAAAUGAAAUCUCAGGGCAAUUCAGAGGCCCUGUUUAUUAAAAUGACUUAAACGUACUCAGAAUUAGAACCCAUCCAAAUCAGUUAAACUACUUUUGUUUCUGUUUAUGCAGCCCUAGUCACAUCUCCCCUGGUGGUUUCAUUUUCAAUCCGAUGUGACAGUGCGUUUAUGUCCUGAUCUGUUAACUGAACUUAAUUGAAGCAGUCUAUGUACAAAGCAAGAGAUAAGAAAUUCUAAAUUAAACAGACUGUGUAACAAAGGAUUUUUAAAUCCUGGCCAUAUCACAAGAAAGCAUUCCAAUAUUGAAAAAUGAGUGUGUCAACUACCCAUGGGCAGAGUGCUUCUGGGGCACUCGAAUAUUGAUAGAACACCAUACCAUGAAACUUGAUCAGAACAAGGACAGGUGGAGAGGAGUUCAAAUUCAGGACUGCACUAUCUGGGAAUGCUGGGAGGUAUACGGCAACACAACAUAAGCAGCAGGGGAAGGGUUGAUAAUGGAUGCACACACACUCGUCUACUCCAAAAAACAGGUGAACAGAAUUCCAAUAGUGAUUGCUAAGUAUCUGUACAGCAUACAAAGUUCUCUGCUAUUUAUUUGUAACAAAAACUGUUUGUGACAAGUGGAUAUUGUGAAUUUAAGGCAUAUAAAUAGAAGAAAUUAAAACAAUUUGGCAAAUUUUAUGUUGGCUUUACUCACAAAAAAUUGAACUGUGGGGAAAUGACAUUAAAAUCCCAAAUUAUAGGUCAAAAUAACAGAGUUGGAAAAAUUCCUAAAAUGCUGCCCAAAAAUGUAAAAUUAAAAAAAUCCCUUAACAAUUCAACAUUGUAAAGUGUAAAUAGGGCCAUCCUUAAAAAAAAAAAAAAAUAAAUAAAUAAAUAAACUAAAAUUUACCAGAUCGAUAAUUCUGUAAGCAACAAAGGGGAGAGAUCCAAUGUGGGAGUGACGACAGGGGCUACAGUAGAUGAUGAAAAUGACAGCAUUGACUUAAAAUCAUAAAUCAUGUAUUCUACUUGGAUACUUAUGGAGCGCAGCAGGAACAGAAAUUAUGGUUGACGACACGGAGAGGCCUGUGUAUGUUAUAAAAAGCUGAAUCCCUGCAUCAUAAUUUGCAAUAGGUUUCCAUACACAGAUGGAAGUAUCCUGAGACUUGUGUGUAGAUGUUUAAAUAAAGGUGUGUUCCACAGCAAACAUCAAUUACAUCCUGGAUUUGUUAUCUGCAACAGUUAAGGAUACACACGUAUAAGAUUUAAAUUUGUCUCCCAUAACAGGGCAAACAGGAAAUCUAAAGAUUUAGAGAGAAAAAAAAAUCUCUAAUCUGAUUGUGGAUGUUUUUGCAGAAGUUUUUAAUAUUCUCCAUAAAUAACUUCUUUAUUAACAACAGUACUUCUUGUACUUACACAUUGCCAAUGAACUACAAAUAUAUACAUAUGCACACACACACACACACACACACACAAAAAGUUGACGUCUCUAUUGGCAUGUUUUUUUGUUUUUUUUUAAAUACUGUUUCUCAUACGUUACCAGAAGUAUGUGUUUAUUAACAAGCAUCUUAUGUUUCAGAUUCCGGUGGAAGAAAAGAGAAGUUGGUUCUUUACUAUGGCGUCUAUCUAUAUAAGGUAUAUACAUUUCCCAGUUUAAUAUAUUCAGUCUACAUUGACCAAUCCGAGACCGCUCAUCUCUCAUCCAGACUGAAUACAGGGUGUUUUAAUCAAGCAUGGAAUUAUAGGCAGUUGACAAAUUAAGAUAUACUUAACUAGACCAGGCACAGGUAACCUUCGGUACUCCCGUUGUUUUGGACUUCACCUCCCAUGAACAGUAAAGGAGGAGACUAAGAAGAAAAACUACCACAACAAGAGGACAUAGUCUUAAAUUAGAGGGGCAAAGGUUUAAAAAUAAUAUCAGGAAGUAUUACUUUACAGAGAGGGUAUUGGAUGCAUGGAAUAGCCUUUCAGCUGAAGUGGUAGAGGUUAACGCAGUAAAGGAGUUUAAGCAUGCGUGGGAUAGGCACAAGGCUAUCCUAACUAUAAGAUAAGGCCAGGGACUAAUGAAAGUAUUUAGAAAAUUGGGCAGACUGGAUGGGCCGAAUGGUUCUUAUCUGCCGUCACAUUCUAUGAUGCUUUGCCAGCAUUAAGGGCGUAAGAGCAUUAUGGAGGAUGUAGUCCACGACAUCUGGAGUGCCGAAGGUUACCUUCCACUGAAUUAGUCUGUGGUGGGGACUUCCUGGUGUUGAAGAGCUGGCUUUCCAUCCAUUUUGUUGGUUUUCUGAUGGGUUGUUGAUAAGCCAUGGACGGUUGGUGGUUCCUGAGACCAAAUUGAGGAAGACUUUUUGUGUUAUUUCCGUCUAUUUUCAAACAAUAUCAUAAUACAAACUUCUGAUUUUUGACACGAUACACACAUUCAACCUUCCUGUUGCAAAGAUAACGGCUAUUACAUAAAAUAAUACAAACUGUUUAUACUUCUUUCAGGAUUGAUGGAUUAUUACUAAACAAAAACGAAGAAGAAAAUAAUAGGCUCCUGUUUUUUAACAAGACCCUGAUGUUGCUAAGAGAAUCUGUUAAGUCCACAAAUUGUCAGUACAGAGGUAAUGUAUAUUCCACUCUUUACCUGGUAGGCAAGGUGUUUGCACUGAUAAAAACAGGUUUGAAGGACAAAGAACCUUGUAGUUGGCAAUGAUCGAUUUUACAAUAAGGUGACCUCUAGGGAACUCUGAAAAUGAUUCUGUAGAUAAUUUCUGCUUUGUCUACAAAGCUUUAAUACGGUUUCAGUCUAGAUAUUGGGCUGUGCCCAAAGGGGGGGAGGGGGUAAAGAAAAUUCAAAGUAAAACUGUAUUUAAAAAAAUAAAAUUGUUUUCUUAAAAUAAUUGCAUUGUGUGUGGAUGCAAGAAUGCACCACGUGUAAACUCUAACAAAUGCAUUAGUCACACUUAUAUUUGCUCCCAAUUUUUUUUAAAUAAAUAAAAUAAAUAUAACACUUGCCAAUCAGCACAUUGGAAAAUAAUUCUCCAAAUUUUUACUACUUAUUUUUUCCCCCAGUCACUGCUACUUAUCCCCCUGUUUAAUAAAAAAACUAAUUACUAAAUAGGUAUUUAGUAAAUAUUUUUUUUAAAAGUCACAUUUUCUUUGAGACAUUUUAACCAUUUGGAAAUUACUCCUGAAAGAACUAGCACAUAGGAUUAAAAGUGGGUGUAUUUAUAUACUCGAGAAGCUGAGUUAUAAAAUACAUGUGUAAUGCAAAGGAUUAUAGGCACACAAAACAGAUUAAGUAGAUGGUGCAAAUUAUACACAUAUAACAAUGUUACAGUAAAACAUCAAACAAAAUCUCUCUACUGGCCAACAUCAGUACCCCAUCGCUGACACCAACUGACUGAGGAUGGUACACCAGUAUUUUCCAUCCAAAUUUGAAUUCCACCAAUCAGGUUGCGACUGCUGGGCUACGUGGCUCCCAAUCGGCUCCUAUCACUGCCAUCCAUUUUUUUAAAAUAGACUUGCUUCCACAUCCUCUUGGCAACAGUAGACAGGCUGCAUGCUAUGUGCUGAAAAAUACCCAUUGAUGUGAAUACCAUUGAUACUAUACUAAUCUUAAUGCAAACACUGAUAAUAUUCUGAACUGUAAAUCUCAUAAUUAUUAGCCAAGAGAAGGAUGUCCAUACCAUCAUAUGUAGAGAUCUACCCUCUAGUCAAUGUGUUUAAUCUCAUAACACUGAUGCUAGGAUUAAGGUGUACGCCCUAACCUUCCUGUUACAACAAUGUCUUGAUAAUGGCAAAUUAACUAUACGUGUACUGCUUUCAAGGGAACCCAUAUAAACAUGAAUAUCAAUGAAGAAGGAAGAUUUUAACAAACACUGAUUGAUAACAGUCUAGUUCAGGGGUAGGCAACAUUUUAGCAGCACUGUGCCGAAAUAAGAUUGUGAUAUCCCAUAGUGUGCCCGUCUUAUUUUUUUUAAAUGGAGUUGUGCAUGUUGCUGUAUUCUGCUUGUGUUAUUUACACUGUAGUUGCUUUGUAUCGUUGUAUUUGUGCGUUUAUGAGCUAUUAUAUUGUAUAUGUUCGUGAGUAGUUUGUGGUAUUGUGUAUGAUACCUAUGAAUGUGGGCUGUGUAUGGGGGCUGUUUGUGGAAUUGUGUGUGUGGGUAGAUAUGUCAAAUAUUGUGUGUGUAUGUGUGGGGUAUUGCAUGUGAGACACUGAAUGUUUGGUUGUGUGCAUGCAUGCGGAUUGUGUGUAUGUUUGUGUGUGGGCUGUUCGUAGGGGAGGGUUAUUCUGAAUUUCUGUGUAUAUCUAGCAGUGUGGGUGGUUUCCCUGGGUUCUAGUGGGGACCAGCCUGGCCAGGUACAGGUCUAGGACAGGAGCUGUAACAGCAGCUGCGUGCUGCUCUACUAUAGUGUGGAUUCCCAUUCACAAGUGCUGGGAGGAUGUGAUCUGAGAUCACUUCCUCUACAUGCUGCAAUGCAUAAAUUGAGGAUUGUCCUUCACCACCUUUUCCUAUUAGCAGUUAUCUGAAGUUUCACUGAUAGGAAAGAGCCUGUUUGGCUCUAGCAGCCUUGAGUGCCGUGCAUGGCACACGUGCCAUAGGUUGCUUACCCCUGGUCUAGUUCAAGGGUUCCCAAUUAAUUUUUCCAGUGGAACCCUUUGACAUAGUGUACCAACAUCGUGGAACCCUCCCAAACAUUUUACGCCAUAGCACAAAUCUUUUAGUUAAGAAAGUGUAAUAUUUUCUUUUUUGGAAAAUUUCUACAGAUAGUAAACAGAUUGUAGUACUUAGUAGCAGGUGUGAUUCUGUGUGUAGAGUUGGCGUUUGUAUAUAAUUUUAGCUUUGUAACACAGGGGUGUGUUUGUAUGUUAGGAUUGCAUUUACGUGCAGUGGAGUGUUUGAUUUUAAAUGCGGAUGUACAUUUAUGUGUAGUAUUGGUGUUUGAGGGAAGGGUGUGUUUGUAUAUAAUUUCAGAGUUGGAGUUCAGGGGUGUCUUUGCAUAUCAUGUUUGUGUUUACAAAGGUGUAUCUGCAUGUUGUGUUGGAGUUUGCUGGAAUGUCUGCACAUCCACAGAUAUACAUACAUAUUAACAAGCACACUCACACACAGAUACACAAAGUGGCACAUACACACGCUGACAUACUCUGACACACAGAUACACAUAUUGGCACAAAUAUAAAUACACUCAGAUACACUGGCACAUGCACACACUGAUAUACACAGAUACACACACUGGCAUAGAUUUAUAUACACAGCCUUAAAUACACACACUGGCACAUACACCCAUAAAACACACACUGUCAUAUACACUCACACAUAUACACAUACUGGCAGAUAAACACUGACACACACACACUCUGAUACACACUGACAGAUGCACUGACAAACAGAUACACACUGACACAUGUACACACAGAUACACACACACUGGCACAAAGAUAUAUAUAUAUAUUUAUAUAUAUAUAUAUAUACACACACACACAGGCACAAAGGUUUACCCACAUACUCAAAUACACACACUGGUACAUGCACACAUUGACACACAGAUGCUCAUACACACACACAAACACAAAAUCUAUUUCUAAAAGAAAAACGAAAGCCAUCAGGGACACAUUUCUAAAGUAAAAAACAAUCCAUUUAUUUGCAAUAGCAACUGUAUUUCAAAGUAUAGCAGCUCAGAGAAUACAUAUGUCACAAGUCUUAGCAAUGCGAUCCCCUACAUUCAGUCUACCCCAUCACAUAGAAGUACAAUAUCCGAGACCUCUAGGCAAUGCAAAGGCAACAUGGAUUUUGGGGCACAUAUAUUCUUAUGAGGUAUUGCUAAAAUAAAAAAAAUAAAAAUGUCUAAUGUGUUUCUUCUUUAUAGUAGUCACAACAUUAGCAAUAGCCAAAAUAAAAUCUCACCAAGAGAUUACUUCUUCAUAACCAGUACAAGAGGUAAGGGGAAGGCCUUGGGGCAUUUCAAAAUCUUGUCAGAAAUUCAUGUACUUUUGAAAUCCAGUCAUUCAACCUUUUCUCUGUUUAGCUGGAGAGGGCGAGCCUGCAAAAUACUGUAAAUGACUUUCAUAUUUUUCAAGAUUUAAAUUUUUAUCAGAAUGUUAAGAGUCAGCAAAAGGAAUAAUGGAGAUAAUGUGUAUUUAUCAUCAUAAAGACUUCUCAGUGUAAUGCACGGUUCGAAGAAUUGCAGAAAACGGGUCAAACCGGUUCUCUGUAUUUACUUUCCCCAGUAGCACUUAAUGCAUAACUGCACCCCAGCUAUUACUGACAAAAGGCUAUAGGCUACUAGGGCAGACUACAUUCCACAUUUUCAGGGCAUAGUUAAUAUGGUGGUCGUCAUAAGGUACAAUGAAGGAUCUACGGGUUAACACUUGGAAAGUCUGACUUCAGCAACGGUGAAGACUGAAUUGUCAACUAAUUGAUACAAUUCUGUUAUAAGUCAGCCAGAAAAUUGGUUGACAGCUUGACUGCUGUAUCAAAAUUUUCAUUUACGUUUUCUUAUAGGUAAAAAAUGUAAGCAAAUAUAUCUGUUGUGUCAAUACUAGAUAAAAUUAUAAAUAGACAUUUCAAAUAUUGAUGUCUACGUUUGGUGUCACAACGGAGUUAUUACUAUUUGCACUUUUUGAUUUGAUCUGUGUAUAGAAUAAUCUAAGCAGACUUGUUAAUGCCAUCGUAGCACUGCAUCUGAAUUGUAACCAAACUGCCGCAAUAUCUUUUUAAGAUACACUUUGCUAUCCUUAUGUCCCUCUUUUAUAGGAGCUUCAUGUUAAAAAAAAAAACCAAAAAAAACCUCAAAAGUAACGUGUCUUUAAACUACAAUAAAUGUAUUUAAAAAUCGCUCUGUGCAAAUAAGAUAGUGUUCUUUUUCUAAAUUACAUUUUCAUUUAGUAAAUUAUUAGUAAGUCGCCUAAUAUUUCUCAGAAUAGCCCUGCCCAUGGCCACGACUUACCUCUAAAAUGAAAGUGUCCCUCUUUGUCUAUUUUAAACGUUGAGAUGUAUAAAUGCGGACUACGUACAUUGCUCUGUGCAGAUGUAGAGAGUGACUAGAUAUCCACAGAUUAAUACAAUGGACUAAAUGCACUGCUCUACGCAAAUGUGGACACUGGCAAGGUACACACUUUAUUGGACAAAUAUAAAGAAUGAGAUGAAUGUCCCAUUUAUGUAUUGCUAUUAAUUUGGAUAACAGCUCUGUGUGUAUAAGAUACGUUCACACGCACUUUAUAGACACAGUACUCACCAUGCACAGAAACACAGAUCACAUGACCGCUCAGCCACACCUGAUGUUCACUAGAACUCUCCUGAUAUACACAGACUUUUUGAAAUUCAUUCUAUACAUUCUCAACUUCCUUUUAGUUUUAUUUUAAUUCCAAUCCUUCAAUCUAGAUUACCGUAAUCUUUAUUUUUGCCCCCUUGCCAUUAUUUUUCAUGCCCUGUAUUUUCAUUAUAACCACGCAAUACUGUUUAUUUCCCCCCACCUUGCCAUGGUUUCUGUUUCGGAGUAGCCAAAUAGCUGUCUAAACAGUGUGAAAGAUGCAUUCCACAUCGGCUGAAGUACCAAAGAUUUUUCAUUGGUGGUAUACGUUGAUCAAUGCCAGGUAACUAAUAUACACAUGCAUUUGUUUAUGAAGGCAUCAAUGAACAAACCAGUUUUUCUUCUGUUGUAGCUUUAGCCUGGUGCUAUGUUGGUAUGAUGCUCGAAAAACAGCACAGCUUUCCUACUACACCUAUGGGAAUUCAUGACUGCGGAUAUACUGGAACAGACCCCUUGGACUGUUUUGGCAAGGUACUAUAAACAUUGUUAAUCCAAAAGAACACUUUGUCAUUAACAGUCACCAUGAUCUGAUUUAACUUUUACUUAUUUAAGAAAUAGUAGAAAUGUUUCAAAUGGUCACAAAGGGGAUCUGCCAUAUUUUAUUCUAAAUAUACCAAUGUCCUGAAAGGUUGUGUUCGGUUUUCAAAUUUUGUAUUAAUGUAAAUGCAUAAUAUAUAUAAAACCUUGGGCAUUGCUUCCUGUUUGCAAAAGUUUAACCCUGCAGCUUUUAGUCAGCCCAUCAGAGGAAUAGUUUCAGCACAACUUUUAAUGAAGAACUGUACUUUUAUCCAAUUGCCCAAAGUGUACAAAGCAACGUUUUGACCACUAUUACAGUUUUUGUCAAACUUGACAAAGACCGUAGUAGUGAUCAAAACGCGUUUUUGUUUUUUUUGUACACUUUGGGCAAUUGGAUAAAAGAACAGUGCUUCAUUAAAGGGAGCCUGUUACUCUCCCCUACAUUAUUUUUAAAACAUUGUCCAUAUUAUGCAUUCAAAAAUAGGAGUUAAUUUCACCCCUUACUUUCCCUUUUAAUGGUCUGCCCCUGCUGCAAUAUGUGAAGUCCUAUUACAGGUCAGUCAACAACACAGUCAAUUGCACAUAUUGAAUUGCAUGCACAAUGUGUACACUGAGGGGCAGACUUAGAGCUGCAAUUCUAAGACUAUUUAAGGACUUAGCGUGAGUGCAGAAUGCUGGUUAUAUAAUCACCUUCAUCAUACCCCUUUAAAGGACCACUCUAGGCACCCAGACCACUUCAGCUUAAUGAAGUGGUCUGGGUGCCAGGUCCAGCUAGGGUUAACCCAUUUUUUCAUAAACAUAGCAGUUUCAGAGAAACUGCUAUGUUUGUGAAUGGGUUAAACCUUCCCCUAUUUCCUCUAGUGGCUGUCUCAUUGACAGCCACUAGAGGCGCUUGCGUGCUUCUCACUGUGAUUUUCACGGUGAGAGCACGCAAGCGUCCAUAGGAAAGCAUUGUAAAUGCUUUCCUAUGCGACGGGCUGAAUGCGCGCGCAGCUCUUGCCGCGCGUGCGCAUUCAGCCGGCGGGGAGGAUCGGAGGCGGAGAGGAGGAGGAGAGCUCUCCGCCCAGCGCUGGAAAAAGGUAAGUUUUUACCCCUUUUCCCCUUCCAGAGCCGGGCGGGAGGGGGUCCCUGAGGGUGGGGGCACCCUCAGGGCACUAUAGUGCUAGGAAAACAAGUAUGUUUUCCUGGCACUAUAGUGGUCCUCUAAGUGGAUAAGUCAGCCAAUUUUAUGUAGUUGACAAGGUCUCCUACAAGUAAGCAAAUAAAUGUAAUCCAUAUGUUAUGCUAAGCACAUCAUUAGCACAUUUAUAGAAUACGUUUCAAUCUUACCUCUUCUUCCUGGGUAAAGCAGUGAAUGGGUUGCACCCACAACUAGCAGGAUUGGUCUCUGAAAACAAUAUUGGUGUCCAGUGGUACAGAGAUAUAAACGGUCAAUGGUUGCUAAAGCUUUAGUUUAUUUAUACUGCAAAAAGGAAAAUAAAAACCAUUUGUUUUUUGUGCAAAUCAUAAGCUAUAAAUAAUGUAUAUUUGUUGUUUUACACAGGCAAUAGAGAUUGCAAAAAAUGAUCCUCUUAUACUGAACCGGUUAGCAAAGAUCUUUCAUUUCCUGGGGAAGCAAGAGAUGGCCACUGGGUUAUGCAAUAUGGCACUUGAUGUUCUUCAAGACCCGAAACUGAACUGGCAGGCCUAUGGCACACGGGCACAGGUAAAACAAUGCCACUCUGCUAACAUGCACCAGCAUAUUAAUAUAUAUCCUUUCCACAUUAUUUUACACACAUGGAUUGCUUUGGAUGCUAUGUUCACAUUCAGCACAGAAAAAACCCACCGCAAACGCAAACGGCCAAGUUCACCCGUCAGGGUUUUAUUUCAAGUUAUUAUUGGCUACCGCAGGUAUUCACAAAAUACAAACAACAGUUAUUCUUAAAGACACAAAGAACAAAAAACACUUUAUUUCUUCAGUUUUUUAAAGCCCUUUGCAUUUAACCAAUCAUACCAGGAUCAUUCUCAACAUCUUCUCCGGUCUAUAACUAAAUAAACUGCCGUAUUGAGUUAGAUCUAGAAAGUUAAUCUUUAAAUAUCACGAACAUGUGCCGUUUCAUUUGUAGAAUGCAUUCUAAAACAUACAAAUAUGUGAUCUUUUGUUUAAGAUAUUCAUCAGGAUGUACAUACGAGACUUAGAGCGUGCAAAGAUUGGAUUAGGAGGCUUACCAGACAGAAAGUUGCUAAAUGACGCUAAAUCUGACCUGGACAGCAUCCUAAAUGUGUAUCCUUGUCUGAAGACGUACCUAGACAUGGGGCAAGUAAGUAUAAUACGAGCUAUACAGGCAUGCACGGAUUUAAACGAAGAGCAAACAAAAUAAAAUGAACGCUAUUCCCUGACAGUUACUUAGAAAUUGAAGUAGCCAAUCUGAAUUUUCAGUUUUUUAAUUCUGAAUUAUAGUUACCUACUGCAACGUUGGGAAAGCAGUGUCUGCAUGCCAAAUACACAACUUGGGCUGAUAUGAUGUCUCCUCAGACAGACAGCAGAGUUACGAUAGCGGGACAUAGCUUAUUUCAUUAAACAGUGAACCGGGCUGUGUUUAUACUGCUAUGGCUGCUAUCAGAUUAUAGAGUUGAUGAAAUUAACUGGUCUUGGGUUAAGCAUCUUACUACAUAAACCCCCAGCAGAGAUUUAUGGGAUAAGAGUCUAUUCAUGCUUAGGGAGAGGCUAUUAAAUUUCUAGUAUUUUUCAUUUAUCUAUACAAUGGAUUAUUUUUGCCCUAGAGUUUCCCUUUAAGUAUUUUAACAUUUUCCCUGAAGUUAAAUUAUGUCUGCAUUAAAACAUCAAACAGAGCUAAUCUGUUAAUAGCAACAGUAAGAAAAGAGAUCUGUUAUUAUAAACAACAAAUCUAUUAUUUGGUUUCCAGGACACUCAUCUUCUAUUUAGAAUUGACAAUGAAUCUGCUGCCAUUCAAGGUUCAUAAGCAUAUAUUUGCACAUAAGAAAUAGAAUUCUAUAGCUCAGGACAUAGACAUAUAACCAAAUCAAUCUUUGAAAAUGUAUAGUGCCAAGAGCAAGACCGGUCUAUGGCUUUUUAAAUGUUACAGCAAAAAAGAUCUCACAAGAACCCCAAAAUAAAUGGAAUAAUCCUGAGAUAUAAAAUCUCACUACAGAGGCUUGUAUAGACAGAGCACAGAAAGGAUCGAGCCAGGUUAGAGAUGAAGUGUCGUUUUCCCCCUGUGGCCAUAUGCUGACUUCGAAAAUUGUAAAAUGUUACAGAUAUAACAUGCGUAGAGAAAUGUUUAACAUGAUAAAUGUAUGGAUUAAGAUACCGUGAGCCUUUGUGAAGGUACCGGUAUAUAAAGCCCAGUAGAUGUAAGUAUUGGUAUCACUACAACACAGGACCUGUUUAAAUCUAAAACACGUGGUCACAACAGAUAUGGGAUAGGAAAUACAAAACAGAUUUACAGUCUAAGGGACAGGUCAAUAUACAAUCUGCUAAAGAACACGUCAAAGGGAAACUGUAGUCACCAGAACAGCUACAGCUUAAUGUAGUGGUUCUGGUGUCUAUAGCCUAUUCCCUGCCUGCAUUUUUAUGUACAAACUGCCUUUUCAGAGAAAAUGCUGUGUUUACAUUGCUGCCUAGUAACACCUCUAGUGACUGACAUUCAAACUUCCAAUCGAGGUGCUUCCUGGGUUAGUGCGGUGUGCAGCACUUACAUUCAGUGUCUCCACGCUCUGAAUGGAGUUGCUAACCACUCCCCAUAGAAAUGCAUUGAUUCAAUGCAACUCUUAAGUUUUGCUGAUUGGUGCAGCAUUUUGCCACCCAUAGCAAUAGCCUCUGUGUUUUCCUAUGGGAAAGCGUUGGAGUGGCUUAGAGUAGCAAGAUUAAUGAUUUCAGCCAUGGAGGCUGGGCCAGCCGCAGCGAGACUGAUGCAGCGACGGUGAAAAGGUAAGUUUGUACACCUUUUUUAAAUUUUUUUAUUAUCAUUUUGAUCAAGAAUAUUAACACGAGGUAAGUAUACAGUAUAGCAAUACAAUUUUACAUAUAUAACCACAGAAUGACAAUCUUAUUGAUUAAAUGUGCAAUACACGGCGUGGUAGGCAGGGCCGUCUUUAACGCGGGGCAAACGGGGCAGCUGCCCCGGGCCCUGUCCCUGCUGGGGGGCCCGAGGUAACUAUCCUGUUUGCCCUCUGCCCGCAAACUAUGGGGGCCCAUCGGGUGGCCCAUGCACUUAGGGCCACACGGUGGGCCUUUGUCAGCAGGGGCCCGGUCGGGCGCUGUGGCGCUUUAACAGCGCGACCGGGCUCUUGCUUUUCGGCAGCACUGGGAGGAAGCGACAGCCGUGCGUCACUUCCUCCCACAGAAACAGGAGCCGCGCGGGAGGAAGGCGGACCAGCUGUUCUGGAGGGGGCCAGGCCGGGAGCUUAACUCCCAGCCACCCCACUGGACCCCAGGGAAGCCACCCUCCAGGAAAAGGUAAGAAACUGGAGGGUGGUUAUCAAAUUUUGCAUGAGUGCAAGUCUGUCAGUGUAUCUGUAUGUCUGUGUGUGUGAGAGUCUGUCAGUGUCUGUGUGGUUCAGUAUGUCUGUAUGGGUGUAUGUCUGUCAGUGUGUCAGUAUGUCUGUGUGUGAGUCUGUCAGUGUCUGUGUGGUUCAGUGUGUAUGUGUGUUUCAGUAUGGCUGUCUGUGUAUGUCAAAAUGUCUGGAUGUGUGUUUGUCUGUCAGUGUCUGUGUGUAUGUGUGUUUCAGCAUGUCUGUCUGUCUGUGUGUAUGUGUGUUUCAGCAUGUCUGUCUGUAUGUGUGUAUGUGUGUUUCAGCAUGUCUGUCUGUAUGUGUGUAUGUGUGUUUCAGCAUGUCUGUCUGUCUGUGUGCCAGAAUGUCUGUCUGUGUGCCAGUAUGUCUGUGUCUGUGAGUCUGUCAGUGUCUGUGUGUUUCAGUAUGGCUGUCUGUGAGUUUCAAAAUGUCUGUAUGUGUGUAUAUCUGUCAGUGUCUGUGUCUAUGUGUGUUUCAGUCUGUCUGUGUGUGCCAGAAUGUGUGUAUGUCAAUGUGUGAGUCUGUCACUGUGGUUCUGUAUGUCUGUGUUUGUCAAUAUGUCUGUCAAUGUCUGUGUGUAUGUGUGUUUCAGUAUGUCCGUCUGUCUGUGUGUAUAUGUGCCAGUAUGUCUGUCAGUGUAUCUGUAUGUCUGUGUGCGUGAGAGUCCAUCAGUGUCUGUGUGGUUCAGUAUGUCUUUGUGUAUGUGUGUUUCAGUAUGGUUGUCUGUGUGUGAGUCUGUGUCAGUACGUCUGUCAGAAUGUGUCUCUGUAUCUGUAUGUUGUCCAUUUGUAUUUGUGUGUGUAUCUGUAUGUGUCAGUGUUUGUAUCUGUAUAUCUGCAUGUGUGUCAGGUUGUGUAUCUGUGUGUCUGUCUGUCAGUGUGUGUGUCGGUGUAUCUAUAAGUAGUCAGUGUGUGUACCUUUGUAUCUGCAUGUAUGUCAGUGUUUGUAUCUGUGUGUGUGUCUGUGUGUGUCAGUGUAUCUAUAUGUAGUCUGUGUGUAUCUGCAUGUGUGUCAGGUAGUGUAUUUGUGUGUAUCUAGACGUAGUCAGGGGGCCCAAGUAAAUGCUCGCCCAGGGUCCAAUCUAAAUUAAAGACGGCCCUGGUGGUAGGAACACUUAUAAGAAAUGUAAUUAACACAUUCUCGUUUUCCUGACACUAUAGGGUCUUUAGGUCCCCUCCCCACCCUCAUGGCCCCCCUCCCACCGGACUGAAGGGGGCUGAAUGGGUUAAACACUUACCUUUCUCCAGCGCCGGGCUCUGUCAGCGCUGGGGAACUCUCCUCCCCCUUCCGACAUCAGCGCUGAAUGCAUUCAAUCCGUCCAUAGGAAAGCAUUUCUCAAUACUUUCCUAUGGACGUCAGCAUCUUCUCACUGGCAUCUAGCGGCUGUCAAUGAGACAGCCAUUAGAAGCUGGAUUAACCCAUUUGUAAACAUAGCAGUUUCUCUGAAACUGCAAUGUUUACAGCUGCAGGGUUAACCCUAGAUGGACCUGGCACCCAGACCACUUCAUUGAGCUGAAGUGGUCUGGGUGCCUAUAGUGGUCCUUUAAGGAGGUGGUACAAAAGAGAAGGGAGGAGAGUAGCAACUAUGUAUUAGCGAUUCAUGUAAUAAUUACUUUUGUAGUUUAAACACCUCUUAACUACUUACUGAGGAGGACCAGGAAUCAAACUGCUACUCCAGCACUAUAGUGUUAGAAAUACGUUUGUUCUCCUAAUACUAUAGUGUUCCUUUAACCCCUUGGUCUGGACCCAAAAAGUGCAAGCACUUCAUAUACAUAUGGCACCAGGCAAUGUAUAGGAGGUAUGGGAUCUGGGCAGAGAUGAGAGACUGGUCCCUGAGUGAAAGUCUAUACAUCUGUCUCCAAUUAGGAUAGCCCCAUGCUCAGAGUGCAGUAUUGGCUGAAUGUCCUGAAUUUACUCUGUCCAAUAUAAGUGCAUCUACAGAAACGCUUGCACUACACUGAUUCAAGACAUUCAUAGUAACUUUAGUUCAGUCCUGCUGUGGAACAAACUUGGGAUGGCAAGAGAGAAACCCAAUUCGGGAAGUCCCGCAGACCCUAGGACAGUUGGAAGCUAUGCUUUCGCCACAUUGAAUCUACCUUCUCUGAUGACAUUAAGCUGAAGUGGUCUGAGUGCCUAGAGUGGUCCUUUAAGGCAACAAUUCAGAAAGCAAUCUGUAGAAAAAUUUUAAAAGGUCAGGGAUUCUAUAUAUCCUUAAUUGAAUACAGGUGACUGAUAAUGUCAUUUAACUUUUUUCAAGGUGUGCUAUUACAUGGGGGUGGAUGCUGUGCAGGAAACAUUCCAAACUGAUGAAAAUGCCAUUAACAAUGCCUUGGUUUGCAUUGCCAAAGCCACAGAAUUCGACCUUGGAGACACCCUACCCGAACUCCAGCUGCUCAAGGGAAAGUGCCUGAAAGUUAAAGGUGAAGAACUCAAUGCGUUAGAAUGUUUUAAACGAGCCAUCCAAUUGGAUUGCAAAGGAACCCAGGGUACGGAGAGCUUCAGGUGCCUCAUAGAAACUCUUCUAAGCCUUUACAGCCAGAACAAAAUGAAUGCCAAGUCUCUGAUACAGGAAGUGGAAGUAUCGGUAAAAGAGGCCCAAGGAAAAUACACCUCAGAGAGCGUUAGUCAGGAGCUGCAGAUUGUGUGUCGGAAUAACACAGCAGACGUUGUCGAACUCUCCAAGUUAAUGAUAGGAACUGGUAAAAUGGAACUGGUGAAGCUCUUGUUUCAGUCAAUGAAGGUGAACCCCAGAAAGCUAUCAAUAAGCCACCGCUCUUCUUCCAUCUAAUAAAGUAACCUACUGAUUCUGAAACAAGUCCUCAGGCCAACCUAAGGGCCAAUAUGUAGGGAGAACCUGAUUCCAAGUAACCCUGGCAAUAUCAGUAAAACACAGAAUGUUGGUGAUCUUCGAAGCCUGGCUUUAUGAGAAAAUCCGUUACCAACUAACCAUUAGUUGAUCGCUCAGACCAAAGCAAGAUCCAACAACGCAGGUGAGGGGAUGAAUAGUAAUGUCGAUAUCAUUACAGAACAUAUAUAUAUAUUCAAUGACCGCAAUGCUCAUUCCUGGACUAUAUAGUCUCUUAUUACUCCAUCCCAUUAACGCCAGGAAAGAGAUAACUGACAAAAAAUAAAUUGACGAUGAGUUCAAACCUGAGCUGCAUUAUUCUUACAAUUAGUUAAAAACAAGCAUAUCGGUAAAGAGUACUGUCUGGGUUAUGUGCAAGGAUAUUUCACUCCUUUCUUUAGCAGGAGACUGUAAAAUGACUCAUGGUAGCAUGAAAUGUAUAUGUAAAGGCUCAUGGUGCUUGUAUUAACCCAUCAUUGUAUCCUGAAGAGGGAGCCACCGUGCCUCAUUGUGAAGUUUACAAAAUGCCCUAGUCACUCAAGGUUUCCUAUAUGGAAUUGACAGAAUCCUAACUUGAUCUUCUCUUACAAUGUCAUAGCAAAAUUUCAAAGCUGACCGCAUGAUCAACAAUAGGUGCAUUGAUGCUGUCAAAACCCUUUGCCUGCCUCUUCAGAUGUCGGAUGGUAAAAUGGGGAGUUUAUAUGCACAAAUUAUAAACACUUUCACACUGCUCAGGCAUGUAUAAUGUCUCAUACUUAGCUCAAGCUUUGAGGGGAGGUAGGUGUGUACUAGAACAGGGAUAGACAACCUCCACAUGUUUUGGACUACUAAAGGAAGAUGAGGUUAUGACAUACGAGAGAAUAGCAUUUAGUAUUUGCCACGUAAGGCACAAAUCUGUCUUAGAUAAAAUGCUCAAAUAAUGAUCGACAUCUGAAGAUAUGGAACGAGUAAAAAAAGUUACUCUCAGUUUUAUAAUCCAGUGAUUAUUGAAAAAAUUCUCACAUUGAGACGAAUGUUUUUUUUUUUUUGUUUUUUUUUUAUAUAUAGGCUCUAUCCAAAUCUUUAUAUUUCUAUAUUUUGUGUGAAAUAAGUGUUGACUAUCACUAAGUUUAUAUCGUGCACAUUAAUACCACGGAGUUGCACUUGCACAAGCAGAAUGUCAAUAAAUGCGUUAUAAAAAUUGUGAACUUUUUCUGUUAUUUUAUAUCUACAAAUCAUCAUCAUAUGAAUUUUACUAAAAACUAUAAAAAAGUAAAUCCGAUGGAACCCUGUGAUAAAUGGAUGUGGCAAAACCUUACGGAAACUUGUUUGUGAAGAAUUUUAUUAAAAUGUGAGUUUGAUACAUAAGACUGGUUUGCUGUGAUUUAAUUUUAACACAUAAAAAAUAUUUGGUAUUUACAGAUAUUUAUAUAAAUCCCAAUUAAUAGCUAAUUUUGCAACUGAAGAUGUUUGUGAAGUACAAUUUCCCAAAGGCCAGGCCAGCAUUGUGUGAAAGGUAGCUCACGACCAUCUUAAGUGCCAACAGUUAGCCAUCGCCAAUGUCCACAUUCUAUAUUACCUGCACAUUCUUCAAACAAUCCAUUACACCUUCUCUAGAGAGAUACUGCACUUCACCUGUGUUUUGUCUCCUGACUUCAAAGAGUGGUUGGCUGCCUAAAGCUUUCUUGCCAACCACAAUAACAAAUGGAUAGCCCAUCAUUUCUGCCUCUUUUACCCUUUUUCCAAUGGUCAUUUGGGUCCGAUCAUCUAAAACAAUCUCAUCUCGGAGAUGAUAAAGCGAAUGUAUAUCAUCAUAAAGGGUCUCAGCCACUGUUACAGCAUCUGCUUCCUUGCUUCCCUUUUUGGGAGGAAUCAGGCACACCUGAUAGGGUGCAAUUAGACCAGGCCAGUGGAUCUCAUCCUCAGUAGAUAGAACCUCAAUAGAAGCAGCUAGAAGUCUUGUAACACCAAUCCCAUAGCACCCCAUCUCUGCUAAAAGAGGUUUUGGUUGAGAAUCACAAGUAGUAUUAAAGGUAUUGGAGUACUUAGUUCCCAGAUAAAAUGUGUGACCUAUUUCAAUGCCUUUGGUUUCUGUUAGUUCUCCACCGCACGAUGGACAGUCUCUGUCGUCCGCAUUGAGGGUCUCUAUGUUAGCUGCAAAUCCACAGCCACCACAGACCAGAAGUCUAUCCUGGCCAAUGUUUGCUGGCAGUUGAAACUCAUGUGACAUCUUUCCACCAAUAUUUCCUGUAUCAGCUUGUACCUUCACAAAUUUCAGACCUAAGGCAUUGAAGAUGUUGGAGUAAGCAUUGCAUACCUCGUUGUAGGUUUGGUAAGCCCCUUCCUCAGAAGCAUCAAAUGUAUACAUGUCCUUCAUAUAGAAUUCUCGACCACGCAGCAAACCAAAGCAGGGCCUGGGUUCAUCUCUAAACUUUUUUGUUAUUUGAUACAAUAGCAAAGGAAGUUGCUUGUAAGUAAUGCCUCCCUCAGUGGAGACAAGGUGAGUUACAGCUUCUUCAUGAGUGGGUCCUAAGCAGUAAUCCUGGUUGUGUCUGUCUGCCAAACGAAACAGUUCUUUUCCCAUUAGUUCCCAGCGCCCACUCUGUUUCCAAAGAGCUGCUGGGCUCAGAUUGGUCAAGUCAAUCUUCUGUCCGCCAAUGCCAUGCAUCUCUUUAUCUAUCAAUCGAAAAAGCUUCUCCAUGGAGCGUACAGUGAAUGGAAGGAAGUGAAAACAGCCAGGGCUGGAUGGCUGGAUAAGACCCGCUUUGAUCAUCAACUUGUGGCUCCUACUGGUACGUUCACCGGAUUUUGAUUCCAGGCUAGAAGGACUUUCUUCCCAAAGAUUUCUGGGUUGAUAUAACCGAGAAAGCAGCAAGCGUUUUCCUUUGGCCACGUCAUGAUGGUGAAAUUUACAGUUAAUUCGAUGUGGCAGGGAUACUAUGGAGCACAAUCUCAGCAGUCUCACCAUGACAAAUCCCAACUUCUCCACAGCUAGAAACAGACCAAGCAUACAGUUAGAGAGCAUACAUAUAAACUUUCAACCUGUUUUGGAGGUUAUGGAGGUGUUGUCUGACUCCCAAUCAACAAUAUCUCAGAAAAUAUGAGAUGUCU